AUGAAAACAUCCCGCCAAACCAUGAGAAACCAAAUUAUUUCUUGCUUGGUGUUUGUCGCUUGUGUUGUCAAUGCAAUGGCCAAAACACCCUACAAAACUUGCGGUUCUAAGUUGGGUGUGGCUACAAAUGUUUCUGUUAGUGGCUGCGAUUCCUCUCCAUGUAUACUAAAAAAAGGAUCCAGUAUUAAAAUAACGGUGAAUUUUACUUCCCAUGCCGAUGUUGAGAAAGUCGAAGACGCCGUUUCUGGGAUUAUCGACAAAAUACCAGUGCCAUUUCCAACGCCACACCCAAACGCAUGCACCACAAAAGGAAUUAGUUGCCCGCUAAAGAAGGGACAGAAUUAUACCUAUACUUCCUCAACACCUGUAGUUGCCUCCUAUCCUGAUUUGCGGUUGAUUGUUAGAUGGGCAAUUAAAGACACGAAUGGAGACUACGUAUUCUGUGUGUUGAUUCCUGCUGAGCUCAAAUAA
Acanthosepion pharaonis is the source of this 471-nucleotide messenger RNA. The record is from the annotation of a GenBank genome assembly. NCBI's taxonomy places the organism in Eukaryota, Metazoa, Mollusca, Cephalopoda, Sepiida, Sepiidae.